This is a messenger RNA of Dentiscutata heterogama, 362 nucleotides long. NCBI's taxonomy places the organism in Eukaryota, Fungi, Glomeromycota, Glomeromycetes, Diversisporales, Gigasporaceae. The record is from the annotation of a GenBank genome assembly.
UGUUUCGAUCAAACUUUCUCUUAAUUAUCCACAUGAUAGUAUAGACGAUAGUCAAGAUUGUCAGUCUCAAAAUUCUUCGAAUUCCUAUAUAAAAUUUAGAUUUUUUCAAACUGAUUCCAAAGAUGAUAUCAAACAAGAAAUUGCAAAAGCUUUUAAUGUUGAUGAGUUUUCUUUAAUAGAUGAAAGUGAUAACAUCAUUACCGCAAGUUGGUUUUCUUUAGAAGAUAAUCAAAAAUAUAAAAUUGUUGAUCGUUCAUCCUUUUUUAAAAAAAGUUGUGAUGAUGUUGCUUUUGUCGUGUCGAAUAAAGGUAAAUUUUAUGAAAAAAAACGUGAUCGUGAACCGUAUCAUGAUAAUAAAAAAG